CUUCACCAACCCAAUCAGUAUAAUACCCAUCAAACAGCACAUACGAAAACCAACGUCCUCCCCACAAGUCAGCGGGUCAUCAUGACACCACUGGUGUUCCCCGAGUCAUAGACCUUGCUGGUUUCCAUUUUACCCCAGAAUCAACCCGACUCAGCUGCGGGGUAGUCUUGUCAAUUGCGGGGGAAGAUCUACCGACUUGAGGCAAUCGUCUUGUUUCUCGUUGGUCAAACUGUUUAUCGGGCAUGGUGAUGUUACAUUUUUUGCUGAUCUCUGUUGAAUUGUUGCCAAUAAUGAUGGAGAUUCGGUCUAUUUCUUUGCCGAGACUUGUGCCGGGGUUUGCUCUUUUCUCGUUUAACAGAGCUUUAUAUACCGUCAUCGGAGCUGAAUUCUUGGUCUUCUCGUCUCCCAGGUUCUCACUAUUCUCCCAUUGAAGUAGUGAAGCUCGUUUGUUCGCCACUUAGUACACAUAUCUUGUAACAGAACCAUGGACACAGGUAAAGCAUCCGUCCAAAUGGACGAAGGCGAUACCACUGCCGGUCGAGAGCAAAACCUCGAGUCAUGGAACUUCAACAACCAAACCGAAGAAUGGCGAAAAGACUUCGACAAGAAAUUACUCCGCAAAGUCGAUAUGCGAUUAAUGCCUACUCUCGUCAUCAUGUAUCUCCUCAACUUUCUCGACCGUUCGAACCUCGCACAAGCUAGACAAGGUUCUCUCGAAGAAGAUCUCGGAAUGUCUGGUACAGAUUUCAACCUGGCCACGUCAAUUUUCUUCGUGGGAUAUUUACUUAUGCAACUCCCCUCCAAUCUUAUUCUGACGCGCCUUCGGCCAUCGCUGUAUCUUAGCGCUUCGUGUUGUCUUUGGGGAGUGGUGUCGACUUGUAAUUCUGCCGCUGAUAACUUCAGUCAUUUAAUCGUCAUUCGAUUCUUUCUUGGUUUUGUUGAAGCGCCGUUUUUUCCUGGGGCGGUGUUUCUGAUGAGUUCAUGGUAUACGAGAGCGGAGCUUACUCGGCGCAUUGCUUGGCUUUAUUCUGGAAAUGCGCUGGCGAAUAUGUUUGGAGGUGUUCUUGGGGCGGCGAUAUUGGGUGAUCUUGAAGGAGCACAUGGCAUUGCCGGUUGGAGAUGGCUUUUUAUCAUCGAGGGCGUUGCCGCUAUCGGAUUCUCCUUCGUCGCCGCUGUCGCUCUGCCCAAUUACCCUCACACAACAAAGUGGUUGACCCAAGAAGAGCGCGCAUUCGCAGCAUGGCGCUUAGCCCAAGACAUCAGCGAAGUCGAUGCCUACGGCGAAAAGACAAUUUGGGACGGCGUCAAGUUAGCCGUUCGCGAUUAUCGUCUAUACCUAUUCGUGCUUCUCCAGCACGUCAGCUUGAUUUCCCAGACCUUCCAAUAUUUCUUCCCAACUAUUGUCGGAACACUUGGUUAUGGAAAGAUUGUCACUCUGUGGCUUACUGCACCUGCUUGGUUUGCAACUUUUCUUCUUUCGGUCUGCGUCACGUUGAGCUCUGCCAAGACGAAUGAUAGAUCGCUGCAUAUUAUUUGUCUAAUGCUCGUAGCUGCCAUUGGAAACGCAAUUGCAGCUGCGACUACAGUCGUUGGAGCUAGAUUCUUUGCCAUGUUUCUCAUGCCAAUGGGUUCUGUCGCUUCUUAUCAAAUCAUCGUAUCAUGGGUCGCAAACUCUUUCCCUCGUCCUCUUGUCAAACGAUCAGCCGUCAUCGCCAUCUGCAACAUGAUCGGCAACACAGCCAGCAUCUACGGAUCAUACAUGUAUCCCAGCAAAGACGGUCCUCAAUACACACCAGGUGGAAGUGCCAAUGCCGCUAUAUGUGUUAUCGUCGCUCUUCUUGCUCUUUUAUUGCGAUAUGUUCAUAAAUGGGAGAACAAGAAGUUGGAUAAGGCAGAGACUGAGGCGAAUGCCGUGGCUAAUGAAGAUGGAAAGGUCGACAUGGCUGGAGCUACGGGACCUCAACGAUCAGGAUUUAGGUAUAUUUACUAGACUAUUAUCUCGCAGAUAGAGGCCUUUUAGGUUGAUUUGAUCUAAUUUAGUAUAAGAGUUACUAUUUAU
Messenger RNA from Fusarium redolens, 2059 nucleotides. RefSeq names its product major facilitator superfamily domain-containing protein. Gene Ontology annotation, biological process: transmembrane transport. Gene Ontology annotation, cellular component: membrane. The transcript has 4 exons. Lineage: Eukaryota; Fungi; Ascomycota; Sordariomycetes; Hypocreales; Nectriaceae. Gene Ontology annotation, molecular function: transmembrane transporter activity. The record is from RefSeq and is a predicted model, not a curated record. The coding region runs from base 485 to 1990 and encodes 501 amino acids.